Haplochromis burtoni (Burton's mouthbrooder) is the source of this 2833-nucleotide messenger RNA. It is a transcript of the gene glud1b, whose product is annotated as glutamate dehydrogenase 1b. Gene Ontology annotation, biological process: L-glutamate catabolic process. The transcript is spliced from 13 exons. The record is from RefSeq and is a predicted model, not a curated record. Gene Ontology annotation, molecular function: L-glutamate dehydrogenase (NAD+) activity. Bases 218 to 1846 code for a protein of 542 amino acids. Lineage: Eukaryota; Metazoa; Chordata; Actinopteri; Cichliformes; Cichlidae. Gene Ontology annotation, cellular component: mitochondrion.
GCGUCUGGGAGAGCCUCAGUUGGUGUGGUCGGCUCGCGCUGCCUUUUAAAGCAAACUGACACGACAUGCCAUUUCCCACUCGGCCAGAGGACGGGACACGGUGAAGAGCUUUUGUGUCUCUCAUUCUAACCCCUUUUCCUGUCGUCACCCCCAUUGUCCUUGUUGUUGUUUAGUUUCCUUUUCUUUAGUUUGUUCACACGGUUAGCUAGUUUCAGUCAUGUAUCGGUAUUUCGGGGAGCUGCUGAGCCGCUCUGCGGGUAGUGCCCUGGCCUCGGGGUGCGUGGAUUCCGCUCUCCCGGCGUCCUCUUCCCUGAUGAGGGUCCGUCGCUAUGCCGACGCAGCAAACCAGCCCGACGACCCUAACUUCUUCAGGAUGGUCGAGGGCUUCUUCGACCGCGGGGCCGCUAUCGUAGAGGACAAGCUGGUGGAGGAUCUGAAGACUAGGGAGAGCCCAGAGCAGAAGCGGAACCGUGUGCGGGGCAUCCUGCGCAUCAUCAAGCCCUGUAAUCACGUCCUGAGCGUGUCUUUCCCCAUCAAGAGGGAUAACGGAGAGUGGGAGGUGGUGGAGGGCUACCGCGCCCAACACAGCCAGCACAGGACACCGUGCAAAGGGGGUAUCCGUUACAGUACAGAUGUGUCUGUGGACGAGGUGAAAGCCCUGGCCUCUCUGAUGACCUACAAAUGUGCUGUUGUUGAUGUGCCAUUUGGGGGAGCCAAAGCUGGAGUCAAGAUCAAUACUAAGAAUUACUCUGACAAUGAGUUGGAGAAGAUUACCAGGAGAUUCACGAUUGAGCUGGCCAAGAAGGGCUUCAUUGGACCUGGCAUCGAUGUCCCUGCUCCUGACAUGAGCACAGGCGAGAGGGAAAUGUCCUGGAUUGCCGACACGUAUGCGAACACUAUUGCACAUACUGACAUCAACGCACAUGCAUGUGUGACAGGAAAACCCAUCAGUCAAGGAGGAAUCCACGGGCGUAUCUCAGCCACUGGUCGUGGAGUUUUCCAUGGCAUUGAGAACUUCAUUAAUGAGGCUUCUUACAUGAGCAUGCUGGGCCUCACUCCUGGCUUCCAGGACAAGACCUUUGUUAUCCAGGGCUUUGGUAAUGUGGGUCUCCACUCAAUGAGGUACCUGCACAGGUUUGGGGCCAAGUGUGUGGGCAUUGGAGAGAUUGAUGGAGCCAUCUACAACCCAGAUGGUAUCGACCCCAAACAGCUGGAGGAUUAUAAACUGCAACAUGGCACCAUCGUGGGUUUCCCAGGAGCCAAACCCUAUGAGGGGAACAUUUUGGAAGCGGACUGCCACAUCCUGAUUCCUGCAGCUGGAGAAAAGCAGCUCACACGUAACAAUGCUCCGAAGAUCAAGGCCAAGAUCAUUGCUGAGGGUGCCAAUGGUCCCACCACCCCAGGUGCUGAUAAAAUCUUCCUGGAAAACAACGUCAUGGUUAUUCCUGACAUGUACUUGAAUGCUGGCGGUGUGACGGUAUCUUAUUUCGAGUGGCUCAAGAAUCUCAACCAUGUCAGCUAUGGAAGACUAACCUUCAAAUAUGAGAGGGACUCAAACUACCACCUCCUCAUGUCUGUUCAGGAAAGUUUAGAGAGGAAGUUUGGCAAGCAGGGAGGACCCAUUCCCAUCGUACCUACUGCUGACUUCCAGGCCAGGGUUGCUGGUGCCUCAGAGAAGGACAUUGUUCACUCUGGAUUGGCCUACACUAUGGAGAGAUCUGCUCGGCAAAUCAUGCGCACAGCGAGCAAGUACAACCUCGGUCUGGACCUUCGGACAGCUGCCUAUGUGAACGCCAUCGAGAAGGUCUUCAAGGUCUACAACGAGGCUGGGCUCACUUUCACAUAAAUGGCUGACCAUGGUCCACACUAGUCUCCCUUCCUCCACCCUUCUGCUGUUGAAUCCCCUCUCCUGCCUUUCUCCACCUCUAAAACAGCCUUCAGAACAUAUCACUGUUUACCGCUGCUCCUUGGCUCCUUUCACACACACAUGCAGCGACACAGUGGCUUGCCUCGUAGUUAUUUCAUGAUCUUUGUGCUGCCAUUAUAUCUCUGCAACUCUUUUUAAAUAUUGUCCUGUUCUUGUUUUUUGCCUGAGGUUACAGACAGAGAAUCCCCCAGCCGUCAUACAAGUGUUUAUAAUUCAGCUGUAUGGCAGCCACGUUCUUAGCUCUGUGUUUGUGAUCGCUGAAUGCAUGUGUGACCCUCCUGUUGCAGUUGUUUCAGUUGAUAGCACUACAGAUGCCUUAUUUUUAGGAGGAGGUCUGCUCUAAAAGGGACACGGCCACUUCAGUCUAAUGUUAACUCAAACAGAUUUAGAUUUAACUUCAUGUGAAUAAGAGAAAAAAGUAAUUUUAUUACCCUUGAGUAUGUCUUGUCACUCUUAAGGUGUAAAAAGUUAGUGAUGGUUUUGCCAAGUUUUAGAAUUCACAACAGAGAUUCAGUGUUCUUCAUAGUUGUGUUUUCAUGUUCCCGUUCCCCUUUAUUUUCCUCCCUUUCCUAUUGUUUCAUCGUAAAUGCAGCUUCUUCCCGACUCUUCCACUGGCCAAGAGAGAAGAGCAGGGAUUGGCCAAUGUCACUGUGAUCGGCCAAUCCCUGCCUGAGUAUUCUUCAGUUUAACCGUCCAGUUUCAGUACUGCAGCAUUUUUGGAGAAAAUUUUUAUUUUUACUGUACUCAUUUUUUUUUUUUUUUUGGGAAAUCAUAAAAAUGUUCAGAUACAGAAAUGUGUUAUCAGUGUUUAUUUUCUGGUGAGCUCAUCCUGUAACAUCUGGUGUUUUUCCUGCAACUUUAUUGUUGUUAAUAAGACCUGAAGGAGGUAUCAGCAGUAUUACUGGG